Molecule: messenger RNA, 5678 nt
Organism: Schistocerca serialis cubense
Lineage: Eukaryota; Metazoa; Arthropoda; Insecta; Orthoptera; Acrididae
Gene: spas
Product: spastin
Exons: 9
Coding region: 18-2015 (665 amino acids)
Cellular component (GO): microtubule cytoskeleton
Molecular function (GO): ATP hydrolysis activity; microtubule severing ATPase activity; ATP binding
Source: RefSeq, a predicted model, not a curated record
UUAGUGAUGGCGGACGGAUGCAGCGGAAAGGCGCAUCUAAGUCCCCGAAAAAGUCGCGGAAAGUCGAGGAACGAACUGUGAAGCAAGACUAUACAUCUGUCCAUAAAAGAAAUUUAUAUUUUGUGUCUUUCCCUUUAAUAUUUUUAUUCAACGUCGUCCGGUCGUUAAUUUAUCAGCUGUUCGUAAUAUUUAAGUACUUAUAUGUCAAUACAUCCAAACUAGUGCACCGUCCAAAGACAAAUUCGAACUGCAAAGUAGAAAUAGUUGUCGCGACAAGUGAAACAGAAGCACAAGACAACCCACAAGACAUGUCGCAGCUUGCACAUAAACAUCCAACAGGACCGGGGCCUGGGCCAGGAGAUCCUCUGUUAGCCAAGCAGAAGCAUCAUCAUCGAAGAGCUUUCGAGUUCAUCUCCAAAGCUCUGAAAAUAGACGAGGAGAAUGAAGGUCAGAAGGAGGUAGCAAUCGAGCUGUACAAGAAGGGCAUAUCUGAGUUGGAGAAAGGGAUAGCAGUAGACUGUCUUGGAGGGAAGGGUGAAGUGUGGGAACGAGCACAGAGACUUCAUGAAAAAAUGAAGACCAACUUGGCUAUGGCCAAAGAUCGUCUUGAUUUCCUGGUUGGGCUGGUACAUCUGAAACAACUGGCAGUAACGCCAGCCACCACAGCUACCGAGAGGCCAGGUCGCAGUCCCCGAACACGGUUGGCCUCCCAUCCUCCUACCACAGCUUUGGCCACUCCUGCCCUAGAGCCUCUUCUCAAUGGAGGCCCUGGCAUUGCCACAAGAGUCAAGCCCCCCAUCGCCAGUCCCUCGCUGCCUCCCUCUUCUGGCAAGCCUGCCCCCUCUGAAGCUCUCGGGCGGAAGCUCACCAUACCUGCACGGAGGACAAUUGGGUCUUCAGCUAGUAAGAGUCAAACGUUACCCAGAAGUAUGGGGUCACGUUCACAGACAUCAUUAGGUUCAUCAAGACCUGGGAAGCCUCAAUCCACACCACCUGUUGUCAAAAGACAACUUUCAGGUCCAAGUAGCUCUCCAGUGCGACGAUACAGUGGAAGUGGUAGCGGCCCAUCAGGUGGAAAGAGCACUCCGUCACGUAAAACACCACCCCAAUCCCUGAAGGGUGUUGACCCUAAAUUAGCACAGAUAGUGCUUGAUGAAAUUUUAGAAGGUGGUACAUCCGUCCAGUGGGAAGAUAUUGCUGGUCAAGAGGUGGCAAAGCAGGCUUUGCAAGAAAUGGUCAUUCUUCCCUCGUUGAGGCCAGAAUUGUUCACUGGACUGCGCACUCCAGCUCGAGGUCUGUUGUUGUUUGGGCCUCCAGGCAAUGGGAAAACACUUCUAGCUCGAGCUGUUGCCAAUGAAUGCAGUGCAACAUUUUUCAGCAUCAGUGCUGCAAGCCUCACUUCUAAAUAUGUUGGAGAAGGAGAAAAGCUAGUGCGAGCCUUGUUUGCUGUAGCAAGAGAGCUUCAGCCCUCUAUUAUUUUUGUGGAUGAGGUGGACUCACUUCUGUCUGAACGCCGGGAGAAUGAACAUGAAGCUAGCCGGAGAUUAAAGACAGAGUUCUUAGUGGAAUUUGAUGGGCUGCCAUCCAAUCCUGAAGAAAGGGUUCUUGUUAUGGCAGCCACCAAUAGACCACAAGAGCUGGAUGAAGCAGCUUUAAGACGUUUUACGAAGCGCAUCUACGUGUGCCUGCCGGAUCAGGAGACACGUGUUGUAUUGCUGCGGAGGUUGCUUAGUAAGCACGGCAAUCCACUGCGUGACGAUGAGCUGCAACGAUUGGCUACUAUGACUGAUGGCUAUUCUGGAAGUGACCUUACUGGAUUAGCAAAGGACGCUGCCCUUGGUCCAAUAAGAGAACUUAACCCUGAGCAAGUCCGGUGUAUGGACCCUAACAGUGUACGGAACAUAAAUUUUCAAGACUUUGUUGACUCUCUGAAGAGGAUUCGACGCAGUGUUUCUCCUUUGAGUUUGUCAGCUUAUGAACGAUGGAAUGCUGAGUACGGUGAUGUUAGUCUGUAACAGAUAUAUGCAAUAAAUGUAACAUAGCUUGCUUUAAAUGUCACUUGGGAUUUUAAGAAAUCUUGAUUAUACUGCAAGAUGUACAGGUGCAUCACUGAAAGCAAGUACACAUUCACGUCAAAGAGUUCCAUAUGUUCAUUCGUAUAUUGUUGUUGCUGCUAUUAACUUAAACGUGAAUGGUAUGAAAAAUGAGAAUUGUUAAGAAUACACUGCUUUGUGUUAAAAACUAUUUGAAAUACUGAGAACUUGCCUGUUUUGUGAUUGCCUUUUUUUAAAAAAAGUGUAGAUUUAAGUUUACAGUGAAGACAUUCAUUUAUAAAUCCGUUGUACAUACCUAUUCAUUUGUAUAUUUCAUUGUUUGUGUUUUAUUGUUGCCCAAGGGGAAUAGCAUAUUUCUGAGUGGUGAAAUAGUUACAUGAUGAUCUGAUAGUUGAUUCUAUAAUAUACUCAGUUUUUCUGUACAGUAUCAGUACACACUUAAAACAUGUAAAACUUAAGAUUUCAUUUACAUCUCAGUUCUGAGUACUGUGAUCUUGAAUGUAAGUCUGAUAAUUUUUAUUUCUAUAAUGUUGCCAGUGCUGCAGUUUAAAACGCAAUCCUUCCCAAGUCACAUGAAAAUUUUGUCAUGUGACUGAAAAAUGCUUUGGACAUAACUGAAGGAUAAGAGAGGGUCUUAGAAAUUAACAGCAUAAUGUCUUAAAUAACUUCUUUGUUUUACAGAAGUCUAAUAAGUUAUAGCAAUAGCAGCUGAAAUGUGAGGCCUUGAUUAUACAAUGACAAAAUGUUAACUUUUAAUGUUGUUACAAAUAUAGACUGUGAUUUUUGAAUUCUAAAUUUAUGCACAAAUUAAUGUAAUUUGUGUUAGUUGCAGUUUACUUAGUGUACAAUUUUAGUUAGCUAGGUAAUAGAAAAUCAGAGUUUUAGUCAUUAAUAACUUACUAGGCAAAUAUAAUCUUUUUAUGUAGUUUUAUAUUUUUAUGUUGUGUUUUGCAGUGAUUACUACUAAAUUUAUCACUUGCUGUCCAAAUUGUUGUUUUGGUAACUGUAACAGCGUUACAUAAUACUGAGUACAAAUGUCCCCCAUUUCCACUGUGAGAAACUACUGUUGCGCUGUCCAUACAAAGCACCAAGUGUUCAAUAACAUAUUUCCAUAUAAUAAUAAUAUUUUGGUGUAAAUCACUUUGCCAGUCUUUCUUUCCCUUUCUUAAGUGAAGUGUAAAUUUAAAUAACAAGAAAAUGCCAUUUGUGGGUGGGUGGAUGUAUGAAAUAGGUGAAGAAAAAUGAAGAUUACUAAGUUUUUGUGUAACAUAUUGGUACUUUACAAUUUUGUUUCUACUGUUUCCGUUGCUUUUUUAUACAGUAAAACAAAUGGAACUAACGGACUGAGGAACUGUGUAGUUUUAGUGGUUAUACUUAUUGGAAAGAGUUCAGUUAAGGAAAUUAUUCAUUGUUCUGACACUGAUUAAACUAACCAGCCCUUUAUGCCCCCCCCCCCCUCCAACCCCCCAUCCCCUUACAGAAAUGUAUAUUGUGGAGAUGUUAACAGACAUAAAAAUAAUCACUAAAUAAUGUUUAUAGAUGUAAUUAUUCUGUCAGUUGAAGAUGAUUGAUUCUUUCUGUCACUGAUUUGUUAAAUUGUAACUUCUGUACAUAUGAGAACCUAAUCCUUUGUGUUUCUGUACUGAUGGAAGUAGUAGUUCACCACAUUUCAUGAUAUGUUAAGUGAAGGACUGACUAACUCAACCUCCUGCACACACCAUGGUAACAAAAAAAUUCAGUGGUUGUCAAAAUGAAAAGUUCAACUUCAUUAAAAUUUUGUAGUACUUGUUCGUUUGUUAAGAGUGAGUCUGCAACUAAACAUAUUAUGACAAAUGUUGAGAACUGUAUGUGUCACUGUUCUUUUGCAGUCAAGUUCACAUCUCAUACUGUUUCAUUCUUUUACUGUGGUGUAAUUGAACACAAUUCACUUGCUCAAUAUAUUAAAUGUAGAAUAGUGGUGCUUAAAUAACUGAAGUGAAAUAAUGUCAAAUACUUCAAUUAAAAUUGCAUAGUUUUUCUAUUGCAAGAAAAUUGAUAAAACAUUAAUUACUUCGAUACAUGGAAUAUACUUAUGGAUGUGACAUUUACCUAAAAAUGUGCAAGGAGAUGCUGUGUGGAAUCAUUUGUCAUACAGCCACUUCUUAAAAUUUUUUGAAGUUCCAACUCUUAAAGUUACAGUGCAAGCCUCUUACGAUGCUUAUGGUGUACUCCCUUCGUAAAAUUCUUAGGUUGAUGAAGAAAGAUAAAAUAAAUUGAAGCAUAUGUAAGAUGAUAAUCAAACAAGAACUAAUGGAAUGAACCGGUACUUGGUUGAAUAUGUUCGUUAGAUAUUUUCAGUAAAAGACAUAAAUUUUUACGGGUACUUAAAAGAUACUUUCACUUUGCAUGUAUUGCUAAAUAAUUUCCAUGUAUUCUUACAACUCUGUGAUGCUGUGGUGCGCAACUACUAGAUGCGCUAUGCAGCCGUAUAUAACAAAAUUGCCUGGGCCUGAAAUUCUAGUUUUUUUGUUUCAAGGAAGACCUUUCUUUUGCAGUUUCACUAUGCACAAUGUCUGUCUUUGUGAUGUUUCUCACAUAAAUGAUAAUUCUUCUGCUGCCAAAGAAUUUGUAAGGCAAUUGCAUAUUUGUUUAAAAAUCUUCUGUACUGUCUGGUAAUGAUCUCAGACAAAUCAGAAAUAUCCAAUAAUAGGUCUAAAAAGAAUUGUAGAGCUUAAUUUUUUUUAUGCAACAGAAUGAAUGAAAGGAAACUUAAAAUUUGAGAAACAUAAGAUUGGGAUGGUUGUGCAAUAAGGGAAAAAAGUAAAAUCAGCCAUUAUGAUAUGCAGUGCACAUGAUAUGCAGUGCACAGAGUUGCUAAGUGAGCCAAAGCUUUUCCCGUUUAGAACAUGUUCUUAGAUAAGAGUUGGGCAUUGUUUUUACCCCACAGGUGAAAGGAAGAUAAGUGACAUGAAAAGUCAAGUCAUUAGCAAGUUACGUGCUUGCAACUGUGAAAUUUGUUACUAUUUAUAUGUCUUUAUCAUGUUCUUUUCAUCUGUAACUUUAGCCGUUCCAUCCUGUAGUUAUUUUUCUUCUGUGAUGUAAAAUGUCUUAAAUUUUAAUGUGUUUGUUAAUACCAACCCUCACAUAAUGCUCCCUCACUAAGAAAUGAGAAAAGUCAUUGCAUUGUUGUAUGGAUACUGUGAAGCUAAGUACUAACCUCAGUCUAAUGUGCUCAAUCUUUCUUCCAAAUUGUUAUGUAAUGUACAGACUUCCCUCAUUUGAUCAGAAUUGAAAGAUAACAUACACCUGGAUAGAAAUAUACCUUACGGUGGAGAAACGAAAGUUAAAUUAGUAAGCUUUUUUAUGGCAUAAUAUUUUAGUCAGUAGUAGGUGGGCAUUUUUAAAUGAUUUUGUCACUGAUGUUAACAGUGGAUUCCGUAUGCUCAGUCAAGAAUCUAUUCUCAAGGCUUUAAUGGAUGUCAUACACAUGCAUAUAGUUUAUAACUGUAUUUUGACGUCAAUGGUGGAUGUGCUGUGCUGGAAUUCAGCAUGUAAAUAUGUAUUGUAAUCAUUUAACAUUAUUUUCACAUGUUCUCCAGAUGCAUAAAAAUGGAAAAAAAAUAAUUUGCUGUUUACAAAGAAAAA